Molecule: messenger RNA, 9384 nt
Organism: Chionomys nivalis (European snow vole)
Lineage: Eukaryota; Metazoa; Chordata; Mammalia; Rodentia; Cricetidae
Gene: Rfx3
Product: regulatory factor X3
Exons: 18
Coding region: 365-2707 (780 amino acids)
Biological process (GO): regulation of transcription by RNA polymerase II
Cellular component (GO): nucleus
Molecular function (GO): DNA-binding transcription factor activity, RNA polymerase II-specific; RNA polymerase II cis-regulatory region sequence-specific DNA binding
Source: RefSeq, a predicted model, not a curated record
GUGUGUGUGUGUGCGUGUGCGCGCGCGCUUGUGAUUUAAACCGGAUGCAGGGCAUCUGUGCUACUUGGGUUAGUGGUUCCUGACAGCGCUUUAUCCUUCAUGUGGAGAUGGGAGGGGUAGUCCUGAGGUUCUGUUUCACUUUGAUGCACCUCCCUCCCCACAGGAGAGUGUUAGCAAUUUUCAUUGUGGUUUUGAGACUUUGUCUGUGAUGAACAGGAAAAGGACACAAGGAAGCUUUGUGAGAACUCAGUUCACAACGCUGUUUGUGACAGUUAUGAUACUUUGAGAGUUUUUUUCUCUCCCAUCUUCAUCUCUGUUCGUUUCCCUUGGAGAGUUGAAAUUGAAGUCAAGUUGUUCAUAAAGAAUGUAUGAAGCUUCUCAACUUGAAACAGAUUUUUAUCAGAGGAAUGUAGACUGGAAUCUGCAAUGGUUCUCAAAAUCCCAAAGUGAGACCAUCAUGCAGACUUCAGAGACGGGUUCAGACACAGGUUCGACAGUGACUCUACAGACAUCUGUGGCUAGCCAAGCAGCGGUGCCUACCCAGGUGGUACAGCAAGUGCCAGUUCAGCAGCAGGUGCAGCAGGUACAGACAGUUCAGCAGGUCCAGCAUGUCUACCCAGCUCAGGUGCAGUAUGUGGAAGGAAGUGACACAGUCUAUACUAAUGGAGCAAUCCGAACAACAACUUAUCCCUAUACAGAAACACAGAUGUACAGCCAAAACACUGGAGGAAAUUACUUUGAUACUCAAGGAAGUUCAGCACAGGUGACAACCGUGGUGUCCUCCCACAGUAUGGUGGGUACUGGUGGUAUUCAGAUGGGCGUCACAGGAGGACAGCUCAUCAGCAGCUCCGGAGGAACCUAUCUGAUUGGCAAUUCAAUGGAGAAUUCUGGUCACUCAGUGACACACACAACUCGGGCCUCCCCAGCGACAAUUGAAAUGGCGAUUGAGACGCUGCAAAAGUCUGACGGUCUGUCCACUCACAGAAGCUCUCUUCUCAACAGCCAUCUCCAGUGGCUGUUGGACAACUAUGAGACAGCGGAAGGAGUGAGCCUUCCGAGAAGCACUCUGUACAAUCACUAUCUUCGACACUGUCAGGAACACAAACUGGACCCAGUCAACGCUGCCUCGUUUGGAAAACUAAUAAGGUCCAUUUUUAUGGGGCUACGGACUAGGAGAUUAGGAACUAGAGGAAACUCCAAGUACCAUUACUAUGGGAUUCGUGUGAAGCCAGAUUCUCCUCUUAAUCGUCUACAAGAAGAUAUGCAGUAUAUGGCUAUGAGACAACAACCCAUGCAACAGAAGCAAAGGUACAAGCCUAUGCAGAAAGUGGAUGGGGUUGCAGAUGGUUUCACAGGAAGUGGCCAACAGACAGGCACAUCUGUUGAGCAAACUGUAAUUGCCCAAAGUCAACAUCAUCAACAGUUUUUAGAUGCAUCUCGAGCACUUCCAGAGUUUGGAGAAGUUGAAAUCUCUUCUCUGCCAGAUGGAACUACCUUUGAGGAUAUCAAGUCACUGCAGAGUCUUUAUCGAGAGCACUGUGAGGCAAUAUUGGACGUUGUUGUGAAUCUUCAGUUUAGCCUGAUAGAAAAAUUAUGGCAAACAUUCUGGCGCUACUCUCCCUCUACUCCAACUGACGGCACUACCAUCACUGAAUCAAGCAAUCUGAGUGAAAUAGAAAGUCGACUUCCGAAAGCAAAGCUGAUAACUCUGUGCAAACAUGAGUCUAUCCUGAAAUGGAUGUGUAACUGUGACCAUGGGAUGUACCAGGCUUUGGUGGAGAUUCUCAUCCCCGACGUCCUUAGACCCAUUCCUAGUGCCUUGACCCAAGCCAUUCGAAAUUUUGCAAAAAGCCUUGAAGGUUGGCUUUCAAAUGCCAUGAACAAUAUUCCACAGAGAAUGAUACAAACCAAGGUUGCCGCUGUAAGUGCCUUUGCCCAGACUCUGCGAAGAUACACAUCGCUCAAUCACCUGGCCCAGGCAGCCCGUGCCGUGCUUCAGAACACUUCCCAGAUCAACCAGAUGCUCAGCGACCUCAAUCGCGUUGACUUUGCCAAUGUCCAGGAGCAAGCUUCCUGGGUGUGCCAGUGUGACGACAACAUGGUUCAGAGACUGGAAACAGACUUCAAGAUGACGCUUCAGCAGCAGAGCACACUGGAGCAGUGGGCCGCAUGGCUGGACAAUGUGAUGAUGCAGGCGCUGAAGCCCUAUGAAGGAAGACCCAGCUUCCCAAAAGCCGCCAGGCAGUUUCUGCUCAAAUGGUCUUUCUACAGCUCAAUGGUAAUUCGGGACUUAACCUUACGCAGUGCUGCUAGCUUUGGCUCCUUUCACCUGAUCCGGCUACUCUAUGAUGAGUACAUGUUCUACUUGGUAGAGCAUCGUGUGGCUCAAGCGACAGGAGAGACACCAAUAGCAGUGAUGGGCGAGUUUGGUGAUUUAAAUGCUGUGUCUCCUGGAAAUCUGGAUAAAGAUGAAGGCAGUGAAGUAGAAAGUGAGAUGGAUGAAGACCUGGAUGAUUCUUCAGAGCCUCAGGCCAAAAGAGAGAAAACAGAGCUGAGCCAGGCGUUCCCGGUGGGCUGCAUGCAGCCAGUCCUGGAGAGUGGUGUGCAGCCCAGCCUCCUGAGCCCCGUGCACAGUGAGCACAUCGUCACAAGCACACAGACGAUCCGGCAGUGCAGCGCCACGGGCAACACCUACACGGCAGUCUAACAGCACGAAACAAUGUCUCCAGCUUACUUUACCCCACUAUCCUGGGCUUAAGCUGAAAUUUUAACAAGCCUAAAGGUUGACUGUUGUCAAAAGUCUGUCUGUGCUGAACAUUACCUUUUUGGAGUUGUGAAAUGGAAUGGGUGUAUGUGUUUUUCCAGAAUUUUUUUUUAACACAAAUUAUUUGCCUUUUAAUAAUAGGAGUUUCUCCCCUACUCCCCCUUAGUUUCAGGUGUCAAGAAGGAUUUUUACAACACGUAAUGUCAUUGCUUUUGUUUUCUCAUACUUAAAAAGUAAUUUACAUUUUGUAGCUUAAAAUAUUUUAUUGUUGAUUGUUAGUCUUGGUGUAUGAUUUUAUGUGUAAGUUUUUUAAUUAGAUGCACUUCUGUGAAAUAUCAAAAGAAAUGAAUUUCUUUGAUUUACACUGGAGGCAUGCCCAUUUGGCAGCAGAUGCAUCAAAUUUGCUUCUGGAAGGUGCUUUUCAUUGGACAGAACCAUAAGACACUAUUUUGAUAACAUUUUGGAGUAUGGAAAGAAUACAGAGCGUUUUUAUUAUAAUGGUAGAGGGUUGGGAAGGUCAUCUAUUUUUCUCUGAAAAAAAUUGAGCUGUGCAUUUAUCAGUUCAGGGUAAAUGACAGAAUGGCAAGAGAUUAUGCUUAUAUGUACAUAAUUUGUGUACAUAACUAUUAAACCAUGUUAACAAUGCAAGCUUCCGUUAGACAUUGACUUUUAACUAUUAUUUACAUACCAAUUCCUCUGUUUAAAGACUACUGAUUCUGUAUUGGGACCACUGCACAGAUGCAUUCUGCUGUUAAGUGGGGCUGUUAUAGUUAGAUACUGAAGCUGAAAAAUGACUUGACUUUUUUUUUUAAGUGUACAUGCUACUUAUACUGAGCUGGACAUACAGGAAACCAUUCCAUUUGGAUGACUUUCUUUUAUUCCAGGUCUUUUUUCUAAUAGUAGUUCAAUAUGCUGCUAUUAUAAAAAAAAAUGUAUAGAAUGCAAGGAAUGUAGCGACCUGCAUAUUGUUAUUUCCUGGUUUCUAAAGUACAUGGAUUUAAAUUUUACACAGAACCUGAAGGCAGUGUGACUGGCACACCUCACUGUUGCUGACCCCGAUUCUGUAGGAUUUGGAUAGGUGGCUGGAUGGACCAUUGCCAUUGAAGAAUGUACAUCAGGGAUCAUCGUACCUCGGCUAUUACAUGGUGCCUUAAAACAGAACUGAGCUAAGGUUUAGUAAGGUUUAUUUUGUUCGUGAAUAACUCUUCAACCCAUUUGGUAAAGUGUGCCUGUCAUGCUCAGACUGCUGAAGUAAGGACAGGCCACAUGUUCUUCAAGGGGAAUUGAGGGGAAAAUGAAGCAACACAAAGAGACAAAAACUUCAGUUUCUCUCUGAGUGACUGUGAGUGGACUUGUCUAUGUUUUAUCCUUGGAGCUGAAUAUCACUUGAUUACAAAUCAGAUUGCUAAGGGUGUGGACUAACAAGCUAGUUUUCAUACAAACAUGUUACAUAAACAUGUCAUAUGUUGUAGAUAAUUCUUAUCUAGUUACAAUUUUGGAAAGCUAACAGAAUGAGCAGGUACUUAUUGAAGUGCAUCUUUUCAGUCUAAAUGUUUGUCUGUGUGUCUGUGUGUCUCUGUAUACACAUACACACAUGCACACACACAUGCGCACGCACUCACCCAUGCAUGCACGCACACACAUGGAGCAGGAGUCUGCUACAGUCAGAAGGUGAGACCCUAAAGAGCACAGGCUCAUCAUGUUUUAUUUUGCAUGAAAAACCAAGGUUCUUUUCAGAACUGAAAUUAACAACAACAACAAAAAAAAUAGGACACAUUCUUUUGUUUAAGUAACUAUAAAAAUAAAUGAGUGAAAGUCAGUAAGUAAGGAAAUCAAUAAAACCAAAAAAGAAAAGGAAAGCACAAAACGAUGUUUAGAUCACUACUGAGGCCUGUAUUAAAAUGAAGACUUCAUCUUUCCAGUUGAGUUGGGUGAGGAGUGUGGUUAAGGAGAUAAGGCUGCUCCAAUUAAAAUGAAGACUUCAUCUUUCCAGUUGAGUUGGGUGAGGAGUGUGGUUAAGGAGAUAAGGCUGCUCCAAUCUGGAAAGUUAAAAAUACCAAAUGGCUUAUCAGGAAACACAGUGUAUUGAAACUGUUAUUGCCUGAUUGUCUCAAACUUCUGAGGAUCAACAGCAUUUCUUACAUUAAAAUGUCAUAAACAUAGUUUUUAGUGGAUUCUGAUUUUGUACCGAGGAACUUACUCACACCUGUCUUCACUGGCAUCCAAGCAUGACUUCAUUUACUGAAGAUUCCCAAAGGCAAUGAAUUUGCAAACCCCUCCCCUGCAUAAUCCAUCAUAAGCUCCAGAAGACCAUGGAUCUACUUCAUUGUGAGUUAGAAAAUGUUUACACAUAAAAUUUAAAUCAUCACAUAGCUCUCUUCAUUUUAAUUCUCCCUCCUGAGGUCUUUCCGUUUCCUGUUUCUGCCUGUCAUCAACAGAUGGCGUCGUGUCUGUAUUGGACCAAAUGUAUUUACUGGUGUCACUGUGUUUAUUGGUUGAUUUUUAAUGUAUUUGUAUCACUGUUUCAUUUAAUUUAAUGUUGGAGAUACUUGUAUCAUGAAAGGAAUCUGCUAACAAUGGAUAGAUAUAAACUCAUCAGAGUGAGGGACUGAGUGGCCCUCCAGAAUUCCACAUUUCUUCCACUUGUUCAUGGUUUGUUCUAAAUUAGGACAGAGUAGAUAUUAAUAAGCCUUGUUAUGAUUGGAAUUGACUCAAAUAUUCUGAAAUCUUCUAUAAAUAUUUAGAAACAUUAAUCCUUUUACACUAGUGUAGCUAGUUCUAACCAGUGCACACAACAGAACACCAAUGGCUUAUGACACUUCUAGCUAUUUGUAGUACUCACUUGAACACACAUCAAUUUUGGAUUUGAAUUGUGAAAUAUAUUACACAACAGAACAGUAAUUUAUAUGCAGGCAUAAGCUAGAACAAUCACAUGUGUUGUAGUCAUUUAAGAUUUGUUUCCAUUUUCCAUUCCCAGAAACUGACUUUUCUUAAAAAUCCACAUUACAAUGAGACUUCAUUGUGGACUUAUUGACACAAUGCAGAUUUUAAGGACUUCUGGUAUUUCUUGACAUUGGAAUCAAAUGAUAGUCCUGAAAUACAUGAGUGCAAACCAAGUGCUACACUUCCAGUGAGGAACAGGGAAGGGAGGUGCAUGCGCUGUUGGUACAUUUCAGAAGAGCUAUCUCCAUGUAAUACAAUCGAAUAUUAUAGGAAUAGUUUAAUAUUAGCAAACACUUGGAGAAUUAUAGCCAAAAGAUUUGCACUUCCAAAACCAGUGAACAAUGAGUGGAAUGGUUGAACCUUCUCCUGGGAACACAGGGCCCAGUUUUUGAUGUUUUCUUUCCUUUGGAUACCAAGUUACUAAGGAUUUGCAUCCAAAUCAUGUCUGGAUUGACUGUGUGAGUCUUACUGCCUUUUCAGAAAUCUGCGUUCCUUUUCGUGAUUUCCCUUGUACUGUAUAGCACGGUUCACGCACCUCUCUUUAGAUGGUGUACUUUAAAAACAGAGGUAAAAUACACAGAUGGUUUUCGCACUGCAUACAUAAAGUUAGUAGUGUGCAACAUUAACUGCCUUUGAUUUGUAGUAGAUGUGCAGAAAUGAGCACGUUCUUGCAGAAUGCUGGAGAUGUCAAUCAGGAGUGAGUACUGCUUCCAUGCUGUCCUCAUGGGCCUUUUUACAUGGACACACUCUCUAGAAGUGCUUAAUGCAUUUUCAGUUUUUAAAAGAUUCUUCUUCUUAUUAUUUGAAAUGUCUAAAAUAACGCUGUGCUUGCAGCACCGGUGUAAAAGCAAACAAGUGUGUGACUGUGAUGGUCCUCAUUGCGUGGACACAGUAGGAAGUCAAAAACUUGACUACUCACAUUUGUACACAAGGUGAGGCAGUGGUUAUCUGUAACAGACUGACUUUGUCAUAACCUCCCUCUCCCCAAAUUCUUUUGAUCAAAUCAGACCAUCCAGAAAUGAAAAUCUGAACUCUCUGAUCUCUGUGGAUCAUGUAGGAGUAUGGGGGAGAAGGGCUGGCAUGCAGUGUUGUUGAACACCAGGCUGUGACUGGGUCAGAGCCACCUCCAUGUCCACGGUAGAGCAAACCCCUUAACAGAACCCUAGUAUUUCUGCGAGUCUGGUGAUUUUUAUAAGACUGGAAUUGAAGCAUUAAUUCGGUGCUGAGUUCUAGUCUUAGAAAAGCCCUUUGCUGUAAUGCCUUGUAUUAACCCUUUGAGCAUUGUAAGAUAUACAAUGGGGGAUAAAAGCCUUUCAGAUCAUUUAUUUAGACUUAAAAAAGUAAAAUAGCCUCUAUAUCCAAAUGUCUAAUUACACUGUUUUUUAAAGGGGGGGGUCAGAAAAGAAAGUGUCUCCAUGCCGAACACUUGCAUUUUAUAUACAACUCUUAAUUUUACUUCAAGAGGGCUUGAUAUAUUUAUUCCCAGAUAUUCACUGCCAUCUAAGUAAGUGUACUGUUUACAGAAGACAAAAAUCAGCUUUUCUAGCAUCACGUGACUCUCUAGAAAAGGAGGACACAGACAUUGGCCUGUGCAGGCCUAUGUUGCAACUGAUUUCUGCACACUGGAGGUACCUGAUUGCCUUUAAAAGGUAUAAUAAAAUAAAGGGUUACAUUUCUUCUUUUUUCCCAAAACAGAAGAUCUCAUUUAUUUAGCUUUAGGAAGUACAAAUGUAAGUGGAGCCUUAGGAAGAAAUGAGUUCCUUUAAACACAACUGAACUUGGGAUAGUUAGGUCUUUGAAGUUGCAUCUAUCAUAAAAUACUGUUUGGAAAUUCUUACGGGGCAUCAUUUUAUCUGUGCUCCAAUGCAUUAAUACUAAUAAGUCAGAGAGAGACAGAGUGGCGAGCAAGGCACUCCCUUGCUCUGAGCUCUUCUGUCGGGAGAUGCUGUCACUACUGCUUCAGAUAUCUCUGAAUGCCAUUCUGUGUACAACAUUGCUGAUUUCUCUGAGGGAACUUCUGGACAGUUGAUCUGGUCCUCCCCUGUGUGACAGACCACAGAGCAGUGUUGUCUGCUUAUGUGCCCACACUGCCCUCGCUGGGCACAAUGGGAGUGUAACCUAUUCCGAUGUCUACUGACAUCCAUAGCAUAGUGCAAGUGUCCGCACAUUGCUUUUUAGGCAGUUGAGGAAGUCAGACCAUGCAAAUUACUCGUGUGUCAACAUGCAAUCCUCAAAGGGUUUUCCUUUAGCUCUCUUCUUUUGACUCUUCAUGAUGAUUUACUGUAAAUGCUUCUCAGUUUGCAUGCCUUGCCCAUUGCUGCUAGUGAUUUUAUGUGCCAGUAGACCUGAGUUUAGUUUACCAAUUUUACUUAAAUAGUAAAAGCCGCUUACAAAGUGACUGCCUAGGAUCGAUUCUCCUUUUGUUUAAAGGGAUUGGUGAUAUGUCUUCUUAAAAGAAAUAUUUUGUCUCUUUUAUUGGUUCUGAUAUUUGAAUCUUUUCCCCUUCUUUCCUUUGUUUUCUUUCUUUUUUCUUUUUUUUAAUAAAGUAUGACGUUGGGAUUGGAAGCCCUGAGUAAUGAAAUAUUUGGUAAGAAUCAUUUAUGUAGUUCAGUAAUGAGGAUAACAAAUCUCCGUGAGAAGUUUGAUUUUGGGGAGGAAAGCAAAAAUAAAACUCUAAUUGACUUUUGAUGACCAAGUAAAUUUUCCUGGAAUAAAUUAGCAUUCCUGAGCAAACGAUUGCCUUGUUUUAGCCUACCAUACGCAAUUUUCUCUGCGCCGCUAAGGAAGGUAUUAAAUUUUAUUCGUUUAAAAAGCAUCUUCUGUACCAAAGCAGAUUCUCUUCUCUGCUCCUCUCCGUCAUCGAUUGGGCCUAUGGUGGCGACCAAUGUGUUGGCUCCAGAAACUUAAGUGAGUGCCUUGAGAACACUUGGGAAUUUGUGCCUGAGGUGGGAAACUUUUAAUUAGGUUAAUUGUAGCGCUUACCAAUCAGUGACUCCACUAUCACUCAGGGCUUUCGUACCUUCUAGGUAAAACUUCUUUCGUUGUGUUUUUUUUUUAAAUACUGUAUUUUUUUUAAGUGCCAUCAUUUAAAUUUCACUUAGUAAGUGGCAGAUUACAUUCUUCAGUCCCACAAGCACACAACAUAGUAACACUAGGAGAUAUCUGAGCAUUUAUUUUACAAUCGACUGAAUAUAUUAUGUAAAUGAGGUAAGCAACUUUUGUAGAGAUUGUAUGUGUGAGAUAAUGUAAUGUUCUUUUCCAGUUUUUGGACUACAGUUGAAUAAACUUUUUAAUUAUUUAAAAACAUCUUUACCGAAUAACAUGUGAUGGUUUUUUGUAUAAUGUAUUUGAUUUUGUAAAUACGUAUUUCCUGAUGUGAUUUUUGUGAGAAACGCUAAAUCUUUUAGUAUACCAUGUCCUCUCAAGAUUGGCAGGAGCUAAAUACUAGUUUGUGGGCGAUUUGUAUUGUGUACUGUACAAUAACUGGGGAACUUUUAUAAUUAUAAAAAUAUAUAUUAACUUUUAGUGUGUUGUUUAAACAAAUGACUGGAACAUACUAAAGAUAUUAGUAGGAUUUUUUCUGAAUAUUUCAGACUUGAACUCAGGCUAGCUUUCUUGUGUUUUUCAAAACAAAAUGGUGUCUUGUCUUUUAAAAAUCAAUAAAUUUGUUUCCUUGU